AGGGAGCUGGGACAGUCCUGGGUCAGGCAGGGACUCUGUGAUGCUUCCCGCUCCCUCGCCUUUCUCUGCAUCUGAUCCUGGGAUGUCCUAGCCACCAUGGCUUUCCAGCUGAGCAGGAUCAUGCGGCCAGAUGAUGCCAACGUGGCCGGCAAUGUCCAUGGGGGGACCAUCCUGAAGAUGAUCGAGGAGGCGGGCGCCAUCAUCAGCACCCGGCAUUGCAACAGCCAGAACGGGGAGCGCUGUGUAGCCGCGCUGGCUCGUGUCGAGCGCACUGACUUCCUGUCUCCCAUGUGCAUCGGUGAGGUGGCGCACGUCAGCGCGGAGAUCACCUACACCUCCAAGCACUCUGUGGAGGUGCAGGUCAACGUGAUGUCCGAAAACAUCCUCACAGGUGCCAAAAAGCUGACCAAUAAGGCCACCCUGUGGUAUGUGCCCUUGUCACUGAAGAACGUGGACAAGGUCCUGGAGGUGCCUCCUGUUGUGGUAAGGUGCCCCUUCUACUUCUCUCUUGGGGGCAGAUGGCAGAGAUCAGGUCACCUCGCCUGA
Rhinopithecus roxellana (golden snub-nosed monkey) is the source of this 546-nucleotide messenger RNA. RefSeq names its product cytosolic acyl coenzyme A thioester hydrolase-like. The coding region runs from base 97 to 546 and encodes 149 amino acids. Gene Ontology annotation, biological process: acyl-CoA metabolic process; palmitic acid biosynthetic process. Gene Ontology annotation, cellular component: cytosol; nucleoplasm; extracellular exosome. The record is from RefSeq and is a predicted model, not a curated record. NCBI's taxonomy places the organism in Eukaryota, Metazoa, Chordata, Mammalia, Primates, Cercopithecidae. The transcript has 4 exons. Gene Ontology annotation, molecular function: long-chain fatty acyl-CoA binding.